AUGCCUUACAAUGUAUUGACUGAGAAUGUGAUGCCUUACUAUGUAUUUACUGAGAGUGUGAUGCCUUACUAUGUGUUGACUGAUAUUGUGAUGCCUUACCAUGAAUUUAUUCAAGAUAUGAUGCAUUACUAUGUUUUGACUGAGAGCGUGAUGCCUUACAAUGUAUUGACUGAUAGUGUGAUGCCUUACUAUGUUUUGACUGAGAUGUUGACUGAUAGUGUGAUGCCUAACAAUGUGUUGACUGAUGGUGUGAUGCCUUACAAUGUGUUGACUAAUAGUGUGAUACCUUACAAUACGUUGACUGAGAGUGUGAUGCCUUACCAUGUGUUGACUAAGGGUGUGAUGCCUUACAAUGUAGUGACUGAGGGUGUGGUGCCUUACUAUGUGCUGACUGAUGGUGUCAUGCCUUACCAUGUGUUGACUGAUAGUGUGAUGCCUUAA
Messenger RNA from Biomphalaria glabrata, 441 nucleotides. RefSeq lists its product as uncharacterized. The transcript has 2 exons. The coding region runs from base 1 to 441 and encodes 146 amino acids. Lineage: Eukaryota; Metazoa; Mollusca; Gastropoda; Planorbidae. The record is from RefSeq and is a predicted model, not a curated record.